AUGACGUGCAUUCUGGACCCCACGCCACCCCCCAAAUUCCAGCUGAGAAGCCCCUGGACAAGAGCUCGGGGGGCUGUCCGGAAGCUAGACAAGGCCACACCCUCUGCUCACCUGGUCAUUCCCUGGUCCACUUCUGAGGCAUCCAGACGUGUGCUGCUGAUGGGAGACAUGGACACAAUGAAAGGGGCUGCAAGUGGCAGAAGGCCUGGCCAGCAGAAACAAGGUGUCUCCCACAGGGAAAAUGGAAGGAUUUCCUCCAAGGAAAACCUGUCUGUAAAAGAGAAGGGAGGAGAUCGACAUCCCUCAGAAAGACAGAGAGAAAAACGAAGCAUGGAGACACAAGAGGGCUCUCAGGGCAAAGCAGAGGUCACUAGGCACAAGCGAUGCAGAAGCCGGGAUGGCUCCCCUGAGAGUCACAAGAGAAACGGCCAUGAAGAAGAGAAGGUGAGGGGAAGGCCACCCCCAGCCCAGUGGAGAACUAAGGAGCAUCCAAACUCCUGCAGAGCAGGACUUUACCACAGAGGAGGUUCUGCCCAUACUUCCGGGCGUCUCCACGACAGGGGGGCCCGGUUCCGGUCGCCAGUGUGGGCCCGGGGCCACAGACGCUGCCAGUACAACCCGGAGUCCAGGCCCGCCUCGCCCAAGCGCCCUCGCAGAAGCCAGUCACCUGAAGCCGCCGAGCCCCUGGAGGCGCUCACGUCCAAGCUCUCCAACCAGAUGGGAGCCCUCGAAGUGGUCCUGGAUGAGUUGCGGGCCCCGGGGGGCGCCUUCCUACCGGUGGCCACCGACCGCACGGAGCCCACGGCCUCGCAGCGCGCCUGGCUCACCUGGCAGCUGACGCACGCGGGCGCCGCCCUGCACUGGGCGCUGACGGCGCUCGAUUCCCUGCUCGCCGCGCACCACCGACCUCCGGGCCCGCAGGUCUACCCGCCCUGGGCGCCUGGGUCCUAGGGGCGCUCCCCGCCAUUCCUCAAGCAGUGCAAGGCUCCGGGGAGGCAUUUUGUACCCCGAGGCGACGAGUUUUCCCUGCAGAAGACAGAAAUUCUCCUGUCUCGGGAAAGGUGUUCAGCGAACGGAUUUCAGCUCCUGCUGCGUCCCCAGCUCAGGGAGGUGUGUCACCGUGUCCAGAAGUCAGUCUGCAGGAUGUGCAUUUAGAAGACAACACUUCUUUAAUCCCGCAGUUCAGAAUGCAUCCCCUAGUGAUGUGAUUUGUGCCUUUUCAUCCCUCCAUAUUUUCCUGUUUUAUUGAAAAAAUGAAAUGAGAAAGAGAGAGGAACACAGAGAGGGAAAGGAGGACGUAGAGGAGGAGGAAGACUUACAGGCAGCUAGAUGUCGAGAUUGAGGUAGAGACUGAUGUAGAGAUAGAUGUGAAGAUUGGUGUAGAGAUAGAUGUAGAGAUUGAUGUAGAGGUAGAUGUUGAGAUUGAUGUAGAGGUAGAUGUCGAGAUUGAUGUAGAGAUAGAGGUAUAAAUAGAUAGAUUCCUAGGGGUGGGUCCACUGCAAAGAACAAUUGUAUUUUUUGGGUUUUACCAGAGACUGGGUUUCUUCAAAGUUAUGCUUAGAAAUCUACCUUGAACAACUCUGUAUCAAAUGAACUAUCUGGGUUAUAUGAUGAACUUUGUAGAUUUUUGGUGUUGAUAUUAAAAUUACAUUUUUACUUAUGGACUACAAUGUUCUACAUACACUGCAAUAAAUAAUUUAAUAUUACAA
Molecule: messenger RNA, 1709 nt
Organism: Bubalus bubalis (water buffalo)
Lineage: Eukaryota; Metazoa; Chordata; Mammalia; Artiodactyla; Bovidae
Exons: 4
Coding region: 1-951 (316 amino acids)
Source: RefSeq, a predicted model, not a curated record